Messenger RNA from Empidonax traillii (willow flycatcher), 3292 nucleotides. It is a transcript of the gene NEFH, whose product is annotated as neurofilament heavy. Gene Ontology annotation, molecular function: structural constituent of postsynaptic intermediate filament cytoskeleton. Gene Ontology annotation, cellular component: axon; neurofilament. Gene Ontology annotation, biological process: axon development. The record is from RefSeq and is a predicted model, not a curated record. Bases 25 to 2784 code for a protein of 919 amino acids. NCBI's taxonomy places the organism in Eukaryota, Metazoa, Chordata, Aves, Passeriformes, Tyrannidae. The transcript is spliced from 4 exons.
CGCAGCGAGGGCGGGGGGGUCACCAUGAGCCUGAUGCUGGAGACGCUGCUGGGCCCCCCGGGGGGGCUCCGCAAGGAGCCGGGCCGCGUUCCCCGGGGCUCCGCCGCCUCCAGCGGCUUCUACUCGUGGCCGGCGCCGGUGGCAGGGCGGGCGCGGGGCGCGGGGGGCGGCGGCGGCAGCGCGGCCGCGUCCUCCACCGAGAGCCUGGACUCGCUGAACGGCGAACCGCGGGCGCGCAACGAGAAGGAGCUGCUGCAGGUGCUGAACGACCGCUUCGCCGGCUACAUCGAGCGGGUGCGGGCGCUGGAGCAGCAGAACCGGGCGCUGGCGGCCGAGGCGGCGGCGCUGCGGCAGCAGCAGGCGGGGCGCUCGGCCAUGGGCGAGCUGUACGCGCGGGAGCUGCGGGACAUGCGGGGCACCGUCCUGCGCCUGGGAGCCGAGAAGGGGCAGCUGCGGCUGGAGCGGGCCCGCCUGGCCGAGGACGUGGCGGCGCUGAGGGGGCGGCUGGAGGACGAGGCGCGGCAGCGCGGGGAGCUGGAGGCGGCGGCGCGGGGGCUGGCGCAGCGCUCGGCGCAGGAGGAGCGGGCGCGGGCGCCGCUGGAGGAGCGGGCGCGGGCGCUGCGGGAGGAGGCGGAGAUGCUGCGGAGGCAGCACCGCGCCGAGGUGGGAGCGCUGCUGCGGGGGGCGCGGCCGGAGCCCUCCGCCGAGCCCCCCUCGGCGCUGCGGCCCGGGGUCACCGCCGCGCUCCGGGACCUGCGCGCACAGCUGGAGGGCACGGCCGCCCGCAGCACCCUGCAGGCGGAGGAGUGGUUCCGCGUGAGGCUGGACAAGCUGUCAGAGGUGGCCAAGGUGAACACGGACGCCAUGAGAGUGGCCCAGGAGGAGAUCACCGAGUACCGCCGGCAGCUCCAGGCCAAGACCACCGAGCUGGAGGCUCUCAAAGGGACCCAGGAGUCACUGGAGAGGCAGAGGCAGGACUCUGAGGAGCGGCAUCACGCAGAUGUCCUGUCCUACCAGGAAACCAUCCAGCAGCUGGACAGCGAGCUGAGGAACACCAAGUGGGAGAUGGCAGCUCAGCUCCGGGAAUACCAGGAUCUGCUCAACGUCAAAAUGGCCCUGGACAUCGAAAUUGCUGCCUACAGAAAGCUCUUGGAAGGGGAGGAAUAUCGGCUCGAGACCGGCAUUGGGAUGCUCUCCUACCCCGAGGUGGUCCCCAAGGCUCCCAGCAUCACCACCAACAUCAAGGUGAAGAGCGAGGAGAAGAUCAAGCUGGUGGAAAAGUCGGAGAAGGAGACGGUGAUAGUGGAGGAGCAGACGGAGGAGAUCCAGGUGACCGAGGAGGUCACGGAGGAGGAGGAGGCUGAGAAAGAGGCGGAAGAGGAGAAAGCUGAAGAGGAGGAAGAAGAAGAGGAGGAGAAAGCUGAAGAGGGUGAAGAAGAGGCCAAGUCUCCUGCAAAAGAGGAGGCCAAGUCUCCAGAGAAACCUGAGUACCCCUCAAAGGAGGAGGCCAAGUCCCCUGAAAAGCCCCCAACCCCCUCCAAGGAGGGGGCCAAGACUCCAGUUGUGAAGUCCCCAGAAAAACCUGCAACCCCCUCCAAGGAGGAGGCCAAGACCCCCACGGUGAAGUCCCCUGAGAAACCUGCACCCCCCUCAAAAGAGGGGGCCAAGACCCCCACCGUGAAGUCCCCUGAGAAACCUGCACCCCCCUCAAAGGACGAGGCCAAGACCCCCGAGAAACCCUCAGCCCCACCUAAGGAAGAGGCCAAGAGCCCGGCUGUGAAGUCCCCAGAGACACCUGCAGCUCCCUCAAAGGACGAAGCCAAACCCCCCUCUGUCAAAUCCCCUGAAAAAGCCCCAACCCCCUCCAAGGAGGAGGCCAAGACCCCAACUGUGAAGUCCCCAGAGAAGCCCCCAACCCCCUCCAAGGAGGAGGCCAAGACCCCAACUGUGAAGUCCCCAGAGAAGCCCCCAACCCCCUCCAAGGAGGAGGCCAAGAGCCCAGCUGUGAAGUCCCCUGAGAAGGUCAAAUCUCCUGGGAAGGAGGAGGCCAGGUCUCCACAGAAGGAGGUGGCCCCAGCCAAGGAGCCAAGCCCUGCUCCGAAGGAGCCGAAAGCCCCCGCGAAGGAGGAGCAGCCCAAGGAGGUGAAGGCUCCCUCCAAGGAGGAGGGAAAGAAGGAGGAACCUCCCAAGAAAGAUGUCCCAGCCAAGGCAGAGGAGAAACCCAAAGAGAAGGUGCCAGAGCCUCCAGCCCCACAGGUGAAGGAGACCCCCAAGCCAGGCCCCAAACCUGCUGAAGAAGGAAAAGUCGAGAAGGAGACUCCACCAAAACCUCAGCAGGAGGUCGGCAAAGCGGCCGCCAAGGAGGCUGAGAAGCCAAAGGCUGAGGAGAAGGUGGAGGAACCAAAGAAAAAAGUGGAGGAACCCAAGAAGGAGAAGGUGGAGGAGCCCAAAAAAGAGAAGGUGGAGGAGCCCAAGAAGGAGAAAGUGGAAGAACCCAAGAAGGAGAAAGUGGAGGAACCCAAGAAGGAGAAGGCAGAGGAGCCCAAGAAAGUGGAGGAGCCCAAGAAAAAGGUUGAGGAGCCCAAGAAGGAGAAGGUGGAGGAGCCCAAGAAGGCAGAGGAGCCCAGGAAGGAGAAGGCAGAGGAACCCAAGAAAGAGGAACCCAAAGCCCAAGCAAAACCCAAAGAUGAGCCCAAAGCCAGCAAGGACCCCCCCAAGGCCGAGGCCCCCUCCAGCAAGGAGGGCACGGCCCUGGAGCCGGCCCCCACUGCAGGGAAGAAGUGAGUGCAGAGUCCUGGGUGCCAACAGGCACUGCGGGCACGGGGGCUGCCCUGUCCCCCCCGAGGGCCGGGCCCGGGGUGGGACCCCCAGGCUGGGCUUCCCCUUAGCAAUAGGCCCUGUGAGAGCCGCAGGGUGGGCGACGCUUCCCUCGCAGAACGUGAUCCCCACAUUUAACACUUGAAUUAUAACCCAGGAGAAGAGGGGAGACCCCCAGGGGGACCCCUCCACCCUUCUCCCCUAAGUGCAUUUAUUCAAUGUAUGUGCAAUGGAUGGACGAGUGCAAUGCAGAGCUGUAGCUGCUUGGGGGGGGCUGGCGGGGUCCUGCCCUGCCCGGGGUGGGGGGACUGUCCCCUGGAGCAGCGGUGGGAGAGGCUGGGAGCUGCAGGAAUUGCUCACAGACACGGGCUGGGAGCUGCAGGAAUCGCUCACAGACACACACGGGUGCACCAGGAACCUCAGCCCACUGAUCUUUGCUUACUGUGCAAUAACCAAAUAAAAGUGCUUACGGAGA